Molecule: messenger RNA, 901 nt
Organism: Camelina sativa (false flax)
Lineage: Eukaryota; Viridiplantae; Streptophyta; Magnoliopsida; Brassicales; Brassicaceae
Product: peptidyl-prolyl cis-trans isomerase-like
Biological process (GO): protein peptidyl-prolyl isomerization; protein folding
Cellular component (GO): cytoplasm
Molecular function (GO): peptidyl-prolyl cis-trans isomerase activity; cyclosporin A binding
Source: RefSeq, a predicted model, not a curated record
UCUCCAAAAUUUCUCUGAGAUCCAUAUAUCCGGAAAUGGAAAUGACUUUUACAAUUCACGUUCCAGCUGGUGGUGGGUUUACAAUUAACGUUAAACCAGUUGCCGGAAACGUACCACUGGCUGGUGGAGAGGGUAGCGGAUUAAACGUUAAUGUAGCUCAGGUUCAUCCUCAGUCUGGUGACGGUGGUGGCGGAUUAAACGUUAAUGUUCAUCCUCCCGCUGGUGGCCUUGAACAAGUUAAGGAUGAGCCCCUCAACGUAGAAACCCCUGACCCAUCUUUGAAAAUGGCUAACCCUAGAGUAUUCUUUGAUAUGACCGUGGCGGGCAAACCGUAUGGUCGGAUCGUGAUGGAGUUAUUCGCCCACACGACCCCUCGAACGGCGGAGAACUUCCGAGCCCUCUGUACUGGCGAGAAAGGCAUGAGGAAGCUUGGUAAGCCACUCCACUACAAGGGAUCAAUCAUCCACAAUCUGAUCCCCGAUCAAAUGUUCUGUGGAGGAGAUAUCACUGCUGGUGACGGAACCGGAGGGGAAUCAAUCUAUGAGGAAAGAUUUUUCGAGGAUGAGAACUUCAUCAAUAAGCUAACAAGACCAGGUACCCUCGCCAUGGCUAACCGUGGUAUGGACACCAACGAAUCUCAGUUCAUGAUUUGCAUGGACAGUGAGUUUGGCUACCUUGAUACGGAGCACGUCGUGCUUGGCCAAGUUGUUGAUGGAUUGGAUGUGAUCAAGAGCAUUGGAAAGGAGGUCGGAGGUUCUAUCCGCGCCCGUUCACUGCCCGUGAUGAUCGCCGACUGCGGUCAGAUCUCAUAGAUAUAACAUUUAUCCUGUAACGUUGUUUCCUCAGCUAUGUUUUUGUUCUUCGUUAAUUUGGUGUUUCCGUUGAGUUUACAUUGGCUCCC